Penicillium egyptiacum is the source of this 1572-nucleotide messenger RNA. The record is from the annotation of a GenBank genome assembly. NCBI's taxonomy places the organism in Eukaryota, Fungi, Ascomycota, Eurotiomycetes, Eurotiales, Aspergillaceae.
AUGGCUGACCUAUACCCUUCAUUGGCGCAAUGCGCCAUUGUUGCAACUGCCUUCAAGGUGCUGCUCUUCCCCGCAUACAAAUCGACUGAUUUUGAGGUCCAUCGCAAUUGGCUCGCCAUAACCCAUUCUCUCCCCAUCCAGGAAUGGUACUAUGAGAAAUCCUCGGAAUGGACGCUCGAUUACCCGCCGUUCUUUGCAGUCUUCGAAUGGCUGAUGUCGCAGGCUGCGGCAUAUGUAGACCCUGCGAUGUUGGUCGUGAAGAACAUUGGCUAUGAUUCCUGGCAGACUGUCUACUUUCAAAGAGCAACUGUGAUUUUGACGGAGCUAGUUCUUGUCUAUGCGCUUAGUCGAUUUGUCAAGUCUGUUCCUUUGCCAAACAAGCAGGCUGCGCAUGUAGCCAGUCUUUCCAUCCUACUAUCCCCCGGUCUCCUCAUCAUCGAUCAUAUCCACUUCCAAUACAACGGCUUCAUGUAUGGAAUCCUGGUCCUAUCAAUUGUCCUGGCUCGCAAGCAAUCGACUCUCCUCUAUAGCGGUAUCCUCUUCGCGGUGCUGCUAUGCAUGAAGCACAUAUACCUCUAUCUCGCUCUCGCCUACUUUGUCUAUCUGCUGCGCACCUAUUGCCUUAGUCUCAAAUCGGUUUUCCGGCCCCGAUUCGGUAAUAUUUUCAAACUUGGAUUCUGCGUGGUGGGCGUUUUUGCAGUUGCCUUUGGGCCGUUUGCGCAAUGGGGACAAUUGCUACAGCUCAAGGACAGGCUGUUUCCGUUUUCGAGAGGGCUGUGUCACGCGUACUGGGCGCCAAAUAUCUGGGCGAUGUACUCCUUCGCUGAUCGAGUACUGAUUUUCGGUAAGUGGUGUCUACCUCUCACAGCCCACACGACAUAUGAGCUUCUGACAAUAUCUGUAGUUGCUCCACGGCUAGGACUUCCCGUGAACACUGAUGCUCUGAACAGCGUCACACGAGGACUGGUGGGAGACACAUCUUUUGCUGUCCUUCCGGAGGUUACGAAGGAACACACCUUCAUAUUAACCUUCUUAUUCCAACUGGUUCCUCUCAUAAAGGUCUGGUUCAACCCAGGCUGUUGGGAUACCUUUGUCGGUGCGCUCACCCUCUGCGGCUAUGCAUCAUUUCUCUUCGGCUGGCAUGUGCACGAGAAAGCCAUUCUUCUCAUUAUCAUCCCAUUCAGUCUCAUUGCUCUCAAGGACCGCCGCUACUUCAGCGCCUUCCGACCUUUGGCAGUUGCAGGGCAUGUCUCACUCUUUCCGCUGCUGUUUACAGCAGCCGAAUUCCCCCUCAAGACUAUUUAUACAGUCCUGUGGUUGGUGCUGUUCCUCUUCGUCUUCGACCGAAUCGCACCUGUCCCCGAGCGGCCCCGCAUUUUCCUAUUUGACCGGCUUUCACUGCUCUACUUGACCGUUUCUAUUCCUCUGGUUAUCUACUGCUCCCUGGGACACCAGUUGAUAUUCGGAUGGGACCGGCUAGAGUUCCUGCCAUUGAUGUUCAUGAGCAGUUAUUGUGCCCUCGGAGUUGUCGGAAGCUGGGUUGGGUUCAUGGUUGUGUAUUUUACAGCUUAG